CCGCCACUCAGUGAAAUCCGCUCGAGCUCUGCGCCCCUUUGUUUUCUGCUGCACCGGAAAAACAUGCACAGCCGGCCGUCGCACAACCGGCUAUCUGGCUCGGCUUUCCACUCUCGGAUUUCAGCUCUCUUGCUCGCCAUGGUCUCCACCAUGGCCGCCAUCUACGUCGCCGGCCGAUUGUGGCAGGAUGCUGCCGAUAGGGUUUAUUUGAUUCAGGAGCUUGAUAAAAGAAAUGGUCAGGGUCAAUCUGCUAUAGCCGUAGACGACACACUUAAAAUUAUAGAGUGCAGGGAGCAACAGAAGCAGUUGUCCGCCCUUGAGAUGCAACUGGCUGGGGCAAGACAGGAAGGUUUCGUUCCAAAGAGCUUGUCGAAAAAUGAGGGGGCUCAUUCUAAGAAGAAGCUUUUAGCUGUUAUAGGAAUUAUUACAACAUUUGGCCGCAAGAAGAAUAGGGAGGCAAUUCGUAAGGCGUGGAUGCCGACAGGUGAAGCUCUAAAAAGAUUGGGAGAUGAAAAGGGCAUCAUUGUGCGAUUUGUAAUUGGAAGAAGCCCAAAUCGUGGAGACAGUUUGGACAAGGAAAUAGACAAGGAAAAUGACCAGACCAACGACUUUAUUAUUCUGGAUGAUCAAGUGGAGGCAUCUGAGGAGCGGCCAAAAAAGACAAAAUCAUUCUAUAUUCAUGCUGUAGAGAACUGGGAUGCUGAAUUUUAUGUUAAGGUCAAUGAUGAUGUUUAUGUUAAUCUUGAUGUCCUGGGAGCAACUCUAACUACUUAUAUAGAUAAGCCUCGUGUCUAUAUUGGGUGCAUGAAAUCAGGCGAAGUCUUCUCUGAACCAACACACAAGUGGUAUGAGCCAGACUGGUGGAAAUUUGGCGAUGCAAAAUCAUACUUUAGACAUGCUUCUGGUGAAUUGUAUGCCAUUUCUAGAGCCUUAGCUCAGUUUAUAUCAAUAAACAGGUCUAUACUACGUGCUUAUGCUCAUGACGAUGUUAGUGCUGGAUCAUGGUUUAUUGGGCUUGAUGUGAAGCACAUUGAUGAACGGAAAUUUUGCUGCUCCUCUUGGAUGCCAGGAGCAAUAUGUACAGCCGUGUAAUCUAACAUGCCCAACAACUAUUGAUUCAACCAGUACAUUGUGAAGGGGAAGGCCCUUCGUUUAGAGCAAUGCCUUCUUCGACCAGAUGAUUCAAGCAGUACAGAAUGAUUUAUUCUGCCCCAACUUGAUUCGAGCAGCCUUGAGCAAAGAGGUUACGUUAGAAUUGAUUUCUCUAUGCUGCUGGUCGAAAUUCUCUCGGAAGUUCCAGAUGCUGUUAGCAUAGUUUUCGCCCUCGUAGUUACUGAAAGUCCGGUGUCAUUCUUACUUUUUCGUCAUACCUGCAUCAGUACCGUAAGAGUUCACCUUUGAAUUUCACUAAUUUAACAUCUAUACGUAUGGAACGAUUACUAGAGAGACAAUUUUUGGUUGUUGAUAAUAUACGAACUUGGUGCAAGCAUUGGUUUCA
Molecule: messenger RNA, 1498 nt
Organism: Pyrus x bretschneideri (Chinese white pear)
Lineage: Eukaryota; Viridiplantae; Streptophyta; Magnoliopsida; Rosales; Rosaceae
Product: hydroxyproline O-galactosyltransferase HPGT1
Exons: 12
Coding region: 64-1092 (342 amino acids)
Cellular component (GO): Golgi membrane
Molecular function (GO): hexosyltransferase activity
Source: RefSeq, a predicted model, not a curated record